AAAAGCAUUGGUUGUGGUACUAUCUUCCAAUGAGCAAGACUUGAUUUUGUAGAGGUGGCCUUGGGAUUGAGUGGAGUUUGGAUAUGGCAUUGGAUAAAGUGGACAUCAGCCUGGGAUCAGACCUCACCCUAUCCUAUGAGGAAUAUGAGUGUAAGAUUUGUUACAAUUACUUUGACCUAGACAGGAGGGCCCCAAAGCUAUUGGAGUGUCUGCAUACUUUCUGCCAGGAGUGCCUCAGUACUCUGCACUGGAGGGAGGAUCGACCAUGGCGUUUGUCUUGUCCAGUCUGUCGUCACCGCACAGUGGUACCAGACUGCAGAGUGGAAGCCUUGCCCAUUAAUACCAAGGUGGCUGAGGCUUUUCCCACGUAUGUGAGACCCGAUGACCCAUUGCCUCAGGAUAUUCUACCUCCUAUUCAGUACCAGCAGCAUGGGUUACAAUACCAUCAACCACCUACAGAGGGUGCUCAACCGGUUAUUGCCUCUACUAGAGGCCAGGGAGCCUUUUCAGGCCGAAAUCAACAACAGCCUGUGGGUGCACCAUCUCCUACAAGAGGCUAUGAAAGGUGUCAGAGCUGCAAGCGAGCGGUUCUGACUGCAGGCUGUGUCUGUGUUGUUUUCUCCUUCUUGGCCAUGGUGGUUCUGCUGUUUGCAGGCCUGGUGUUUGUGAAUCGUUACAGUGGGGCACCAGCACCUUCCCCUGCAGGGCCCAUCUGUCUAUCUGUGGCCAGUGUACUGGCACUUUUCUCAGUGGUGAUCACCUGGGUAAUUUGUUGGCUUAAAUACAGACCAGACCCUGCUGAGGUUGUCCGGGGAUCUUCAGGACGAAGGGACACAUGACAAUGGAACCUGAAUAUGUGAUAUUGUGUCUCUAUCUGUCCUUGUGUAACUACAUGAGGGUCACACCACAUUGGUAUGGAUUGGGUUACCAUGAUGACAGCAUCCUUAGUGGGACCUCAUUCUAAUUUAGUUUUGCAUCAUUGCAUUUACAUUUGACACAUGAUGAUACUUCACACUGUCACAAAGUUCCUGCAGUGCACAGACAUCUCAUACAUGCCCCUAGAGAAUAAAACAAGGGUAUAUUUGCCAAUAGUGAUAUAGCUGUUACU
Messenger RNA from Bombina bombina (fire-bellied toad), 1108 nucleotides. It is a transcript of the gene RNF228, whose product is annotated as RING finger protein 224. Bases 84 to 839 code for a protein of 251 amino acids. The record is from RefSeq and is a predicted model, not a curated record. Lineage: Eukaryota; Metazoa; Chordata; Amphibia; Anura; Bombinatoridae. Gene Ontology annotation, molecular function: ubiquitin protein ligase activity. Gene Ontology annotation, biological process: protein ubiquitination. The transcript is spliced from 2 exons.